AUGAUCAAUGAUUGUAAUUGGCUCGAAUAUAGUAUUAAAAAAGAUAGCGUGUUUUGUUUUCCAUGCCGUAUUUUUGGAACUGCUCGUCAAACGGAAGAUACAUUUACUGUAAUAGGAUUUAAUAACUGGAAAAAACUUUGUGGAUCAAGAGAUUCAAAGACCAAAAAAUCAAAACUAAGUUUGCACGCUUCAACAAUUAAUCACAUUAAUUGUAGUAUCAUCUCCAAAUUAUCAACAGCCAACAAGGAGCACAUUGACAAAAAUCGGCAGUAUAUUAAAUGUUUAUUUGACAUUGUUAUAUUUCUUGGACGGCAGGGACUUCCAUUUAGGGGUCAUCGUGAAAAUGAUGAUGCUUUAAAUAAAGGUAAUUUUAAAGAGCUAUGCAUGUUGUUUUCAAAACAUCAUAUUGAGUUUGAGAAAAAAUAUAUUUUCAACUCAACUAACCAUACUAGCUGGGCCAUUCAAAAUGAUUUAAUAAAUAUUUGUGCUUCAUAUGUGAGAGAUAAUAUUGUUUCUGAAGUUAAAAAGUGUGGCAUGUUUUCCAUUUCAUGUGAUGAAGCCAGAUCUCAUAAAGAAGAGCAAAUGUCCAUCUGUAUCGGUUAUACAAACAAUUUAGAAGUGAAAGAACGUUUUUUAGGAUUUGUUGAUGUAUCAUAUAGUCAAAAUGCUGAUGCAUUAUAUUUAUCUAUUAUCGACUUUUUACAUUUUUGUAAUCUAUCUGAUAUUCCAAUUGUUGGCCAAUCUUUUGACGGAGCAAAUGUAAUGUCUGGUCAGAAAGGAGGAGUCCAAACUAAACUUAAGCAAAUUUAUCCAUACGCUAUAUACAUUCAUUAUAUGGCACACAAAUUAAAUUUAGUGAUUGUGGACACAUGCAGAUAUUUGAAAGUAAUCCUAUUAUUUAUUAUUUGUUUGAAAAAUGUUAUAUUACUUAGUACCAAUUAAUAAUUUAUAAUAAUUAAAACCUUAUUUUGUUUAUUUAGGAUCUUAGAAAAUUAUUUAAUGGACUAGAUGGCCAUCUACGUACAUUUCUCAUAUCCUUCAAAAAAUAAAAAGUUCAAUGACAUUCAAAAUCAACUUAGUUUGAAAAAAAAAUCUUUAGUUCAGUUAAGUGAAACAAGAUGGGCCUGUCGUUUUAAAAGUUGCAGCUCAGUCAUACAAAAUUAUGGUGUAUUAAUUCAGUCUUUAAAAGAGGAAAUUGAUGCUCAAAAAAAUAAAGAUGUCGCUGAAGCAAUUGGUAUUGAUUUAUGUAGAUUUAUAUAAUUUAAUGGCAAUUUUAUUUUAUUUUAUUAUUCAGUGAAAAAAAUAUUGAAAUUAUAUUUUUUGUUUUAGGUAUUAUUCUGAACAACAUUAUAAUACACUUUGGAAUGAAAUGCUUGAAUUUAGCACUAAACAUGAAAUUUAUCUUGAAAUUCCUUUGGAAUGUAAGAAAAAAUAUAAAAAUACUGAAUUAAUUUAUACUUUAUGAUUAUUUAUUUAUUUGGUUAUAGCUGUAUCAAAGAAAAGAUUACGAAAAGAACCAUCUCUACUUAAAUAUUUUGUUUGUUUGUCAACAACCAGUGCUAGUGAUGAUCAUACUGCAGGUAUUGUAGAAACGAAAAAAAAACUAUUGGAAAAAGAAAGCCUAUUAUUGUAUGUUAGAUACAAUGAUAAAUAUUUAAAAAACAAGAUUUUCUGAAGAAUGCCUUCAAGUAGCCUCAUCAGUAGAUAAUUUACUAAAAUUGAAUUUUGAAGGUUCUUCAUUUUUAAUUAAUCAUUACAAGGUACAUGUAAAAUACAUUAUUAUUUUUCAAGCAUUUAACUUAUGUUUGAUUUAUUUUAGUUGUUUAGUUGCCAAUCUUGGAAAAUUAGUAACUACAUCUUUAUUAUAUUAGUGUUAGAGAAUAUUGGUGGUAAAGUUGUUGGUUUAACGAAUGAUGGAGCUACAACAAACCGUACUAUG
Metopolophium dirhodum (rose-grain aphid) is the source of this 1939-nucleotide messenger RNA. RefSeq names its product zinc finger MYM-type protein 1-like. The record is from RefSeq and is a predicted model, not a curated record. The transcript has 6 exons. The coding region runs from base 1 to 942 and encodes 313 amino acids. Lineage: Eukaryota; Metazoa; Arthropoda; Insecta; Hemiptera; Aphididae.